UUCUUCUUAACGUUUUUUUGAAUCAUACACUGGUGUUUAAUAAUUUUGUGCCCCUCUUAUAGCGGGCGUUUAUUUUUGAGCAUCAGUUUUAUACUUAAAGUCGUCUAAGAAACAACGUCUAUUUUUUCGAAGCGCUAUUUUAAUAAAGCGCAAAAAGGACGUUUAAGGAUUUUUAAUUGAAGUUAUUUUUUUUUACAAAAUAACUCUUAAGAUAUAUUAACAAGUGUUAAGAAAAACUUUCAAAAAUGUCAAAAUUAUUAUUAAAGCUGUUGUGUGUUUAGCCAUGUUUGGCUCAAUGGCUUUAGCCUUCACCUGUCCCGAACCUAAUGGUCGUUUUGCCACCGAGGAACAAUGUGAUGCCUAUAUCCAGUGUCAAGAUGGAGUAGCCGAAGAAAAACUCUGUCCCGAUGGUUUGGUCUUCCAACAACGUUCCAAAACUGCUGGUGAUUGUACUUAUGCUCCCUUUGCCUCCUGCAAAGAGAGAGCUCGCCUUCAACCUGCCAAUGCCACCGAAGAAUGCCCUCGUCAAUUCGGUUUCUAUCCCACCGAAGAUCCUGCCAAAUGUGGUGAAUAUCGUAACUGUGCUCAUGGCGUCUCCACACUCACCAAAUGUCCCGAAGGUUUAGCUUUCAAUGUCGACAGCUAUCAGUGCGAUUGGCCCGAUCUAGUUAAGGAUUGUAAUGCUGAAGCUUUCUUGGGUUUCACUUGCCCUCCACCCGAGGAGGUCGAUGGUGUUCAAGUGAAUGUUGAUGUUACACCCGAAGGUGAAUUGCAAUAUUUCCGUCAUCCCAACAGCUGUAAGAAGUACUUCGUGUGUGUUAAUGGUCAUCCUCGUUUGUAUAAUUGUGGUCGUUAUUUGGCUUUCAAUCCCGAUACAAAAUUGUGUGACUUCUAUCGUAAUAUCCCAGAGUGUUAUGCUCGUUUGAAGGAUAGAAAAGAAAAGAAGAACUAGAUUUUUGGAGGUGGGCUUUUAAAGCGAUCGUGUUAAAUAUAUUUGUUUAUAAAUUGUUGUAAAUAUGUAUUUUUUUUUUUAAUAAAAAAUAAAAAUUUAAACCAAAAA
This is a messenger RNA of Lucilia sericata (common green bottle fly), 1060 nucleotides long. RefSeq names its product protein obstructor-E-like. The coding region runs from base 284 to 952 and encodes 222 amino acids. Gene Ontology annotation, cellular component: extracellular region. Lineage: Eukaryota; Metazoa; Arthropoda; Insecta; Diptera; Calliphoridae. The transcript is spliced from 2 exons. The record is from RefSeq and is a predicted model, not a curated record. Gene Ontology annotation, molecular function: chitin binding.